This is a messenger RNA of Bombus huntii, 1267 nucleotides long. RefSeq names its product fas apoptotic inhibitory molecule 1. Gene Ontology annotation, biological process: negative regulation of extrinsic apoptotic signaling pathway via death domain receptors; canonical NF-kappaB signal transduction; positive regulation of neurogenesis. Bases 86 to 682 code for a protein of 198 amino acids. The record is from RefSeq and is a predicted model, not a curated record. The transcript is spliced from 5 exons. NCBI's taxonomy places the organism in Eukaryota, Metazoa, Arthropoda, Insecta, Hymenoptera, Apidae.
GAUUAUCGAUCCGUGAAAUAGUCGCAGAAAAUUCGAUCAAUAAAGAGACCAGUACAGGUGAAGGUAGAGCAAGUAUCAAGAAAACAUGGCUGCUAUGCUGUUAAAGAGUUUGCACACUUUGGAAUCGUUGGACGAACCAACUGCAAAAUGGAGCGUCCCCUUAAGCGAUGGAAAUCACGUGAUAGAAUUCGAACAUGGUACGGCGACGGGUCGUCGAUUGGUGAAGGUUGAUGGCGAAAAGAUAAUUUACAGAGAUUGGAUGUUUCAUUUAGUUGGAGACGAAGUUUUCACUUUCAACGAUAAUAAAUUCGUAAUUAGGAUCGAUCCAAUCCGAGGUUUGAAAUAUUCUUACUCAUUAUGGGUGAAUGGGAAGCCUUACAAAAGCUUUGUGCGAUCGCAGUCGAAAAUCUUGGAAACCUGGUUGGCUAAUGUUAGAAAUGAAGAAUAUAGAAUAGUUCUAGAUAAACAAACUCAAAACGUUUGGGUGAAUGGCCAACAGACUGAGACUGAGAAUGAAUUUACCGAUGACGGUGCAGAAAUUUUAUUUACGGUAGGAGAUCUCCCAGCAUCGAUUAGAACUUACAGUUCUGGUCAGAAAAAUAUUGGAAUAACAUACUCUUUAUGCAUCGACGAGAUAGAAAUUGGAAAGGAAACGCUUCUUGAAGAAGAUGCAGACAUGUAGCACAAUAUAUGAUGGAUUAUUUCUACACUAUGUUUUUGUUGUUUCACGUACCACAGAAGUUGGUUACACUUUGUACAUACGAAUCACCGUGCAUUAAAAUCACUGUAUUCAAAUUUUACAAUUAAACGUUUGAACAUAGCAAAAGAAAAAAGAAUCUUCUUCUUGAGUUCGAUUCAGGCCACGAAAGGAAGAGAAAAAUUCUAACCUCAAAUCCUCAUCCUACAUUCUUGUUAUUUAUUUAAUAAAUGAAUUGUUGAUCACAAUGUCGAUGCGGGAGAGUAUAUUCAGUAUCGGAUCCCGAAUGAUCCAGAGACACGACGAUGACAUAAGUUUCGAUGGUGCAUGUCAACCAACGUUCUCCACUUUUAAUCUGAACGAUUACAACUCUCUUAAUCUUCGAUUAUAGUUAUGAAUCUUGAUGACUUGCAUCAAACGCACAGUGACCUCUUGCAAGAAAUCUGGAUGUUGACCCUAGAAAACGACAUGUAUGAGCGGUACCUGAGUCGACAAGAUCCUCACGGUCUCAAAAGUAAAGAGUAGUAUCUCUAUAAAUCUUUGUUAAUUUAAACUAAAUUUCAAAUUGAG